UAUAUAUAUAUAUAUAUAUAUAUAUACACACACACACACACACAUAUAUAUAUAUAUAUACGUAGUCAAGAUGGGAUUGAUUGUAUUGUGUGCACUGUCUGGCCUGUAUCUCUACCUGGCCACAGUAGUGCGCACCACAUACGAGUACCGGUCUCGUAUGAUACAAACAUACUGUGCUUGUGCCUUGAUGGCGUAUUUGCCCACUUUUCUACCUAAAUACCAACUCACAUCGAUAACCAUAAGUACAUUUAUACUCAAUCUAACACUUCUAUCACAGCAUGUACUGCUCAGGAACAAACUCCCCACAGCGCGUAGUUUACAGUCUAAUCUACGCUUACAUCAAGCAGGUGUAUCCAGCACACACCAUAAUAAGAUCACAAGCCCGCUCACAAGCACCCACAGAGGCCAAACCACAAGCAAUAAACCAGGCAUAGGAAAUAGACCUCCCGUGAAUGGAGGCGCAAUGAGUCCUGUGAGUGAGAUGGAAAGAGACAGAGACGCCUACGCACCCAUUGACACACGUAGAGAUAGAGAGAGCUUCUCACAGCACGGAGGUUUGAGAAUGACGCAUAGCACACCGCAUUUGAUGGCUGUGCGAGUGAACAGUAAUUCGAUGCAGUCGGGCAAUCUGUCGAGAGAAAGGGAAAGAGAAAGAGACCGCGAGAGGGACCGCGAGAGUAUGGGCACCCACUUGCAGGUGUGUAUGUGCGGUUGA
Molecule: messenger RNA, 715 nt
Organism: Sphaeroforma arctica JP610
Lineage: Eukaryota; Ichthyosporea; Ichthyophonida
Exons: 1
Source: RefSeq, a predicted model, not a curated record